UUCUCUCUCACCAAACUCUUGCUUUCAUAGCUUCUUCUAGGGCUCGGAACUCUGAACUUCAUUCGAAAUUGUGCUUCCUUAAAAAUUAUGUUUCUGUUGCGUUAGGGUUUCUUUUUUUUUUCUUCUGCAGUUUGAAAUGGCUUGGUUACGCUUGGAUAAUCGUUGCGAUUCUGAAUCUGUCGCUUCACUUCCAUGGCUUUGGUCCAUUCAACAUGUUGCAAGCUGCAAGGAAAUGGACGUGACUACUUUACAGAGUUUGGUUGAUGUAGCCCUUGUUGCGGAAGAUGGUUUCUGUGAAAAGACAAGGGAAUUGAUUUCCCUGAGAUGUUUGGAGGCAAUGUUUGAUCCUGAUUCGGCUCAUAGAGUUGAUUGUGAUGAUGCUGCUGCAACUAGCCUGGAUUCGAGAGUUCGGUUUGCUUUUUCGACAACUUGUGAAGAUGUCCUUCGACAGAUAGUGGGCGAGGUACCAGUAUCAAAUCUAAUAAAAGAUCGAGUUAAGCUUUUGAAAUGGGAUGUUUCCCAGUUUAUUUUGCAUAAAAGAGCUGUUCUCAAAUGUGACUUAGUGCAGCUGAAAGAAUCAAUCCUUGAUGGUACUCAUCCAAAUGCUGAUUGUUUAAGAGAAACUGGGCGAUUGCAACCUCAGAAUGGGGGUUGUCAAGUGCAUCUCAAUGACAAUGCACAUCGUGAUCUUUCGAAAAAAGAUAAUGGGAACAGCACUUAUCAUGCAGACAAGGAAGUAAAAGAGAACUCAAUAUCUACAAUGUUAGAAAAAGUGACUAAACAAUGGAAAGAGUUACUUGAAAAGAUUAAACGUUGCAAGAGGAACCAGGUUGAGUCAGUUAAUGGUAAUGAGCAUAUGACAGAAUGCCAACAAGGAAAGCAAGUUGAUAUCAGUGAAUGGCAUGUUUGCCAAGGAAGUGCAAAGAAGAUUAGACAUAAUGAAUCUUUAAAUGUUGAGUCCAACAAAGAGAAGCCAAUCUCUCAUGGAGUGGGUAGGUAUGAUAGGUGGUUUGCUUCCAAGCAAUUAGACUCCAGAAGCCACAAUGAGGUCCUUCAUCAUGAGCCACAAAUUCCCUUUAGUGCUACAAUGACUCUUCAGCAUAAAUCUGGAGAUGAAUGCAAUCUGGAACAGGAAGAUGAACCUAUUCCAACGAAAGCUUUGCCUGCAACUGGAAUCCUUCAUGGAAAUGAAAAUGAUACUGCUCAUGAAGUUCCAAAUGUAAUUAGCGAGUCAAAAGGUAUCAAGUGA
Arachis ipaensis is the source of this 1249-nucleotide messenger RNA. The record is from RefSeq and is a predicted model, not a curated record. NCBI's taxonomy places the organism in Eukaryota, Viridiplantae, Streptophyta, Magnoliopsida, Fabales, Fabaceae.